GAGCUCUACUGGGGCAGUCUGUGAGUAAACACGCACCUUUAACGACACCGUCUACCCUGUGAUCAGCUCCAAACCUAACGGAUCGGGAUGGAAAACGACCGCGAAGACUUUGCCAUGAAAGAAGCCAAGAGACGAGAGCGAGCUGCAGGUCAAAAGCAUGGCCUUCAUGACAUUGAAGCUCUGGAGAACCCGGACUCAGACAUUGGGCUGUGUGGCUGGAUACUGGUUUUGUUCUCCAUGCUGCUCACACUGGUCACUCUGCCCAUCUCCAUCUGGAUGUGCAUCAAGAUUGUGAAGGAGUACGAGAGAGCCAUCAUCUUUCGCCUGGGACGCAUCCUGAGGGGCGGAGCCAAAGGGCCAGGCCUUUUCUUCAUCCUGCCCUGCACCGACAGCUUCAUCAACGUGGACAUGCGCACCAUCACCUUCGACAUCCCACCACAAGAGGUCCUGACUAAAGACUCUGUGACAGUGAGUGUGGAUGGAGUGGUGUAUUACCGUGUACAGAAUGCUACUCUGGCUGUAGCUAACAUCACCAAUGCAGACGCCGCUACCCGCCUGCUGGCCCAGACCACCCUGAGGAACGUCCUGGGCACCAAGAACCUGGCCGAGAUCCUGUCAGACCGUGAGGAGAUCGCUCACAGCAUGCAGUCCACUCUGGAUGAUGCCACAGAUGACUGGGGCAUAAAGGUGGAGCGGGUGGAGAUCAAGGAUGUGAAGCUGCCUCUCCAGCUGCAGAGGGCGAUGGCUGCAGAAGCGGAGGCCAGCAGGGAGGCCCGCGCCAAGGUGAUAGCUGCAGAGGGUGAAAUGAACGCGUCCCGGGCUUUAAAGGAGGCGUCCCUGGUGAUCGCCGAGUCUCCCUCCGCCCUGCAGCUCCGAUACCUCCAGACCCUCAACACCAUCGCAGCCGAGAAGAACUCCACCAUCAUCUUCCCCCUGCCCCUGGAGAUGAUGCAGGCCUUCAUCAAGCAGUGAGCCACCACCGGACCCCAGGCAGCCAUUCUCACCUCCAGACAGACCCAGGCAACCAGCCCCACCUCCAAAUCCACCAAAUCCAUCAAGCAGUGAGCCACCACCGGACGCCAGGCAGCCAGUCCCGCCUCCGAACUAACCAACCCCAUCUAACGUGUAAGAGACGUUUUAUGCACCAAUCUAGCCCGAGUAUUUAGCCAAACUAGCGAGAAGAUAGAACUCCAUGGAGAGAGAAUGUAGAGAAGGGCAAAAUCUAAAGGAUACAAGUGACAUUACAAUUACAAAUUUGUUUCUAUCCAUGAGUUUCAGAGUGAUAAAAGGACCAUUGUUGCCUAAUAUUACAGUACAUUUAAAUAAUUCUGAAUAUUUUUAUAAUAUUUGCUACAUUUCAGUCAUCAAAAUCCAUUAUUUGAUAUAUAUUUUUUCCAAAUGUCACUUGUGCCCUUUAGACGUUCAUUCCUGGCCUAUAUUCCGUUUACAUAAAUAUGUCAUUAGCCAAUCAGAGCUCGCCCUGCCAUCUUGUUUGUACGUGACAAACAGGUGCUACAGCCGUAGAGAAGGAGAGAGGUUCAUAUUUCAUAUUCUCAAACAGGGAAGUGCCUCCAACUACGUGGCCUUAUAUAAGUCAACAUGGACCACUGUAUUAACGCUUAAAACUGCUCAGAGGAGGUCAGGGGGCGAUAGUGAGUAAAUCAGAUAACCAGAUAAUAAUAAUAAUAAUAAUAAUGCGGGGCUGGACGAUACGGUAAAAAAAAAUCUGUUUACGACGCAGUUUAAUUUAAAAAUAAAAAUGGUUUUCACUGAUGAUUUCCUGAACAUAAAUAUACAAGGUUACAGACUUUUAAUGAUUUAAUUUUAAUAAUUUAACAUAAAAAUAGGCCAGUUUCUUCCUCCAACUUUUAACUCUUCAAACCACAUGAUUUAUUUAUUUUUUUAUUUUUAUAAUUAAUAUCUCAAUUAAUAUUAAAUUGUCAAAAUCUACACAGGUGUGAACAACUAGAAAGAGAUCAGAUUACUCACAUUCGAUGAAACGGUUUACGUGACUCAAUAAUCUGAUAACUCCAAAAAUCAGAUUAUGAUCACAUUUUUGGUGUGCCUGUAAAUAUAACUACGAAUGGAAAACAAAUAAAGUUGCACUAGCUAGUACGGUGAUCAAAAGUAUCGAAAAUAUGAGUCCAACUGAUACUAAAACUAGAAUUGACAUUUGAUACUCAUUUGAACUUGAAUUGAAGUAUCAGUACUGAAAAAUCCACAUAAACAGGGCAAAGUUUUACCUCUCCAGAACUAUAAGACAACAAGGCAAAGCAAAGAAAUGCUUGUGUUGAAAAUUACAUUCUAUGGUCCUAAAAGUUUAAAAUGUGAGUAUCGUGCCAACAGUCCUAGCUAAUAACCAAAAGUCACCACUAAUGUUUUUUUAAUCAGUUAUUAGUAAACACUGACUUUAAAAUGGUAUUUAUUCAUGUAAUGAGUUUAACAAUUGGUUAAAAAAAAAAAAGAAAAAAAAAAAGAGGUUUUAACUGCAGCUUUGUGAUUCUUUUUGUAGCUCAAAGAAACAAUCUCAGUCUGACUUUACUGAGGUGUAGCCAAGCCUCAAGUGUGAUUAUUUAUUCAUUUUGAUGUGGGAUUACAUCAUAAGAUUUAUUAGAAAGCAUUGCUCGCCAUAUUUCUAAAAAAGAAAUGACUAAAAAUAUCAGUACGUUUUAACAGGCCAAGUCAAACCCAUUAUUCUGGUGUGAUGUAAUGAUAUAAUUGGUUUGCUGUUACUAAUAAUAUCCUUCAUACUUUCUAAUGUCAACAACCACUAGAAACAUAAGUUUUAAAAUUCAGAUUUUUUUAUGUUUUAUGCAAAAAAAGAAGUGUUUUUUAAUCUAGUGCACUAUAUUAUAUGGCCAGUCUGAGAUGGAGAUGCGACAGGCUGUGGAAGCAAGUUAAAAAGGGGCAAAAUAUAUCACGGAAUUAAAGCUUUAUCAAUUUUUAAACUGCUGAUUUUGAAUUUCAGAAAAUAUUUCAAAACUUGAAAAAAAAAAAUCUACAUUUAUUUAAAAAAGGAAGUAGUUUUUUUCAGCCUGAAGCCUUAAUAUACUAACACCACUUUACACCUCUGAUCUCUAUGCAGUCACUUUUCAUUUAACUCAAACCAAAUGUCUGUGUAUAUACUACAUGUGCAAGUGCUGGCCAUUUAAACCUCUUCACUUUGGGAAUGUGGAAAAAUUAUAACUAAAUUUGAUGAAAUGUUAAAAUGUUUUUUGACUUUGAAGAAUAGCUUAUUUAAAAAAAAAAAAAUCUAAAAUUGCAACAGUGUCCUAUCCCAGGAUGAAUUGGUCCUACAUGGCCCCUGACUGUUGUAUUUAGAGCGUGUACUGUUACUGCUUAUUGUAUAUCAGAACUAUAAGGAUUACUACAAUAUAUACAUAAAUAUCUUGUAAUGCAGUUUGACAUCUAAGCAAAGAAUUCUGUUAUAUUUUUCACUAUUUCAAAUUUUACCUUUACUGUUAUGAACAUGUCUUUGUUACAUUUAUCUUUGUCAAAAUGAAAAGUUGAUUUCAAGUUUUAGGUCAAUGUUAUUUUCGGAGUGACCAUCACAUUGAGCUUGUUUUUGAUGAAAUGCUGAAAAUAGUUGAAAGUUGAUGGUAAAUGGUUUGAAGUUACAAGUUUAAACGGCUGUUACUUCUUUUUUUUUUUGGCGUUACAUCUUUGUAACUGAUUUUUUUUAGCAGCUUUUCGUUAAU
Molecule: messenger RNA, 3698 nt
Organism: Periophthalmus magnuspinnatus
Lineage: Eukaryota; Metazoa; Chordata; Actinopteri; Gobiiformes; Gobiidae
Gene: stom
Product: stomatin
Exons: 8
Coding region: 88-972 (294 amino acids)
Cellular component (GO): plasma membrane
Source: RefSeq, a predicted model, not a curated record